Messenger RNA from Argiope bruennichi, 2045 nucleotides. Its product is annotated as adenine DNA glycosylase-like. The record is from RefSeq and is a predicted model, not a curated record. The coding region runs from base 50 to 1549 and encodes 499 amino acids. NCBI's taxonomy places the organism in Eukaryota, Metazoa, Arthropoda, Arachnida, Araneae, Araneidae. The transcript has 9 exons. Gene Ontology annotation, cellular component: nucleus. Gene Ontology annotation, molecular function: purine-specific mismatch base pair DNA N-glycosylase activity; adenine/guanine mispair binding; 8-oxo-7,8-dihydroguanine DNA N-glycosylase activity. Gene Ontology annotation, biological process: base-excision repair; mismatch repair.
AAGGGGUGCAGCAAUAGCUCCUAAAGUACAAAGCCUCCAGACAGCUGGAAUGAGUCACCCGGAUCUCACAGCCGACGAUCUCAACAGCCGAGCGGGUAUUUCCAUGGAAGGGAAGAAAGAUUUAAGGAAUAAAAAAGCUAGUCCUAGCUCUAAAGAUAUUCUGAAAUCAAACAUGUGUGAUAAGCACAAAUUUACAGAAGAUGAUUGUCAAGAAAUACAGAGGAGACUAUUGAAAUGGUAUGAUGAAGAACAGCGAACUCUCCCUUGGCGGACAAUAGCGAAAACUGAAGUAGAUCAGAAUGUUCGAGGUUAUGCUGUUUGGGUCUCUGAAGUUAUGUUGCAACAGACUCAAGUAGCAACGGUUAUACCAUAUUUCAAUAAGUGGAUGGAGAAAUGGCCAACAGUCCAAGCUUUAGCUAAAGCUAAUGUAGAAGAAGUUUUACAAGCUUGGGCCGGCCUUGGGUACUAUUCAAGAGGUCGCAGAUUGCAUGAAGGAGCUAAAAUUAUUGUAGAAAAACUGAAUGGACAAAUACCUAAUACAGUUCCAAAUCUUAUCAAACUUAUUCCUGGAAUUGGACCAUAUUCUGCAUCAGCAAUUGCUUCCAUUGCCUUUCAAAAAUCUGUUGGCGUUGUUGAUGGGAAUGUAAUUCGAGUUUUGAGUAGGAUGCGAGUUAUUGGAGCUCCAGUCUCGGAGGCUAAUGUCCGUGACCACUUGUGGGAACUGGCUAAUAAACUUGUUUCUAAAGAAAGACCUAUGGAUUUCAAUCAAGCUUUGAUGGAACUUGGAGCUACUAUUUGUAUGCCUCAAAACCCUAACUGUACAACAUGCACUGUAAAUGAUUAUUGCAAAGCAUAUUGCAUGACUAAAACAGCUCCAAAAAUUGGAAAGAUGGAUUCCUUUUUAAAGAAGAAAUCUGUUGAAAGUGUCGAUUAUAAAAAAGAAGAAUGUGUUAUAGAUAUAGAAAAUGUAAUUGGGUGUAAUUUUUGUCUACCCUCAUCUGUUUGGAAUGAUAAUCCACAAGUUAUUGCAUUUCCCUGCAAAGCCGAGAAAAAAGCUGCAAGACAAGAAAACGUUGGUGUUCUUGUGAUAGAGAAAGGAGAUCAAUUUUUGAUGGUUCGACGUCCAGAAAAGGGUUUGCUGGCAGGUUUGUGGGAAUUUCCUUGUGCUAUUUUACCCGAUGUGACUACUUCAAUAGAAAGAUCCCAGAUUAUUGAAUCUGCAGUUAAGGAAUUGGGAGUUCCAAGUUCUACUCUUUCUUGCAAAAAAUUUGUUGGAGAGGUUAUUCAUUUGUUUUCCCACAUCCAUGCAACAUACGUAGUUGAACACUUAGUUCUAGAUAGCUCAGUAAAGAUAAAAAGUUCAAAAAAGGAAGUGAUGUGGGUUACUUUAGAAGAAAUAAAAACAGCUGCAGUAUCGACUGCUAUGAAAAAAGUUCUGGCUCUUGUAAAGAAAUUAGAAACUAAACCUGUGAAACAGGUCGCUAAAAAAAAGAGAAAACACAGUCCAGAAAAUCAUAAACAAGUAUCAAUAAAAUCAUUUUUUGUGUAAAGAUUUGUUUUUCUUAUUGCAUCUGUGAUAGAAUCAUUACCUUAUACAAAAAUUCACAUCGAGAUUUUAUCUGUCAUAUCAUUAUUAAAGCAUAUUGUACAAACUUCUUGUAAACAUUUUGAGAAUCUGCCCCUGUUAAUUUGGCAUAUAUAUAUUUUUUAUUAUUUGGCAUACUGUUGCAGUUUAAUUGAACUUUAAUGAUUUCACUCUGUAUCCUCUUGCUUACCUUUCUGCUAAUGUGCCUUUUGCAUCUGGAGAAAAAUUUGUGUAAUCUCAAAUUCCAGCAAAUAUUUGUCACUAAUUGCUACAAGUAAUUUAUUUCAUUUUCAUAUUAAUAAAGAAAGGCUUUUAAGUAAUUGAAUGUAUUUUAUGCAACCUGUUGUGAUUUUUAAGUAAUAUCAUCUAUUUUAUAUGAUAUCAUUUUUAAGCAAUUGUCUGUAUGAUUGAAUCAAAUAAAAUUUCAAGCAAAGACUUUAUUUUUAGUGAUAUAUAUUUU